Echinops telfairi (small Madagascar hedgehog) is the source of this 6367-nucleotide messenger RNA. RefSeq names its product lactase (gene LCT). Gene Ontology annotation, biological process: carbohydrate metabolic process. Lineage: Eukaryota; Metazoa; Chordata; Mammalia; Afrosoricida; Tenrecidae. The coding region runs from base 1 to 5787 and encodes 1928 amino acids. The transcript has 17 exons. The record is from RefSeq and is a predicted model, not a curated record. Gene Ontology annotation, molecular function: beta-glucosidase activity.
AUGAGGCUGCCGUGGGACCUGGUCUGUCUUGUCCCCUUAAGCUGUUUGUGCUGGGCUUUAGACCGGGAGUCUGGUAGCAAUGUCAUUUUAGCCGCUGGUCCUCUCACCAACAAUUUGCUGCCAAACCUGAAUGACCCCUUGGGAAACCAGGGCGCCCACGUGGCAGCAGGUGACAGGGACAAGGAGGUUUACCUUUGUCAGCAGCCACUACCUGCGUUUCUGCCCGAGUACUUUGGCAGUCUUCGUUCCAGCCAGGUCACCCAUUAUAAAGUCUUUCUGCCAUGGGCACAGCUUCUCCCAACAGGAGUGUCCAAGGAUGCAGACGAGGGUGCUGUGCAGUGCUACCGGGGACUCCUGGAGGCCCUGGUGGCCGCCCAGCUGCAGCCCAUGGUCAUCCUGCACCACCGGACGCUCCCCACCAGCAUCACCCAGAGAAGCCAAGACUUUGCUGACCUCUUCGCCGACUAUGCCACGUUCGCCUUCCACUCCUUCGGGGACCUGGUGGGGAUAUGGUUCACUUUCGGUGACGUGGAGGAGGCGAUGAGGGAACUUGGCCUGCAGGACUGCAGAGCAUCCGGGUGGCGGGCCCUGGCAGAGGCGCACAGAAGGGUCUACGAGAUCUACCACCACAAGUUUGCCACUCACGGGGGAACGCUCUCUGUGGUCCUACCAGCCGACCAGCUCGCCGAGCUCCUGCUACAACCAGCUACGUCUGCACUUGCCAAGGACUCAGUCGAUUUCCUCUCACUUGAUUUGUCCUAUGAAUGCCAACGUGAGACGACUUUACCGCAGCAGCUGAGGAAAUUACAGACCAUUGAGCCCAAAGUGAAACUUUUCAUCUUCAACCUUAAACUCCAGGACUACCUCUCCCCAAGGAAGAACCCUUUCACGCUGCUCUUUAGCCUGAUCGAAGCUAUCAAUGAAGAACACGUGCUCACCAUUGGGUUUGAUAUUAAUGCAUUCCUGCACUGUCCGUCUGGCUCCAAGGAAAGUUGGUCCUGCAGCAGCAACACUUGUCACCUGACCCUUCAGGACCAACAGCAGGACAAGAUGGCUACAAGCUCCUCUUCCAUCUCUGCCUACCGGACGGUCUGGGAAAUGUUUGGGAACCAGUCUCAAGCAGAAAGGGAUGCUUUCCUGGGGGAUGUUUUCCCUGAAGACUUCCUCUGGGGAGUUUCCACAGGAGCCUUUAAGGUGGAGGGAGGCUGGGCUGAAGACGGAAGGGGACCAAGCAUCUGGGACCAACGUGAUCACCAGGAAGCUGCAGAGGGCCAAGCAACGUCAGAGGUGGCCAGUGAUAGUUACCACAAGGUGGACUCUGAUGUGGCCCUGCUUCGUGGUCUCCAAGCGCAGGCCUACAAGUUUUCCAUCUCCUGGUCCCGUCUGUUCCCCACUGGGCACAGCAGCAGCCUGAGCCCCCGCGGCGUGGCCUACUACAACACGCUGAUCAACCGCCUGCGGGACUCCCACAUCCAGCCCAUGGUGACCCUGUUCCACUGGGACCUGCCCCAGGCCCUGCAGGCUGGGGGCGGGUGGCAGAAUGAGAGUACUGGGGAGGCCUUCCUGGAGUAUGCAGCCUUCUGCUUCUCCACGUUUGGAGACCGCGUGAAGCUGUGGGUGACCUUCCAUGAGCCAUGGGUGAUGAGCUACGCGGGCUAUGGCACCGGCCAACAUGCGCCAGGCAUCUCGGACCCAGGAACGGCCUCUUUUAAGGUAGCUCACUUGGUCCUCAAGUCUCAUGCCAGAGUUUGGCACCACUACAACCGUCACCACCGGCUGCAGCAGCAGGGGUCUGUGGGCAUUGUUUUGAACUCAGACUGGGCAGAGCCCCUGUCCCCAGAGAAGCCCGAGGACCUGAACGCCUCCGAGCGCUUCUUGCACUUCAUGCUGGGCUGGUUUGCACACCCCAUCUUUGUAGAUGGGGACUACCCCGCUGCCCUGAGAGCUCAGAUCCAACAGAAGAACGAACAGUGCUCCAGUCCUGUGGCCCAGCUGCCCGAGUUCAGUGUGACAGAGAAACAGAUGCUGAAAGGAUCUGCUGACUUUCUGGGUCUGUCUCAUUACACCUCCCGCCUCAUCACUGAAGCCCAGCAAAACAGCUGCCUCCCCACCUAUGAUGCCAUUGGGGGCUUCUCGCAACAUGUGGAUCCUGCAUGGCCUCAGACUUCUUCCCCUUGGAUUCAUGUGGUUCCCUGGGGUAUAAGGAGGCUGCUGAAGUUUGUAUCCUUGGAAUACACAAGAGGAAAAGUUCCAAUCUACCUGUCUGGGAAUGGUAUCCCCAUAGGAGAGAGCGAAAACCUCCUCGAUGACUCCUGGAGAGUAGACUACUUCAACCGGUCGAUCAACGAGGUACUCAAAGCUGUCAAAGAAGAUUCAGUGGAUGUUCGUUCGUAUAUUGUUCGUUCCUUCAUCGAUGGCUUUGAGGGCCCCUCUGGCUACAGUCAGAGAUUUGGGCUAUACCAUGUCAACUUCAACGACAGCAGCAAGCCAAGGACGCCCAGGAGCUCUGCCUUCUUUUUCACCGACAUCAUUGAAAAGAAUAGCUUCCGCACCAAGGCAGGGCAUGGGCUGCCACCACCUAGCGCAUCAAAUGCCCCCCCCAAAAUUAGAGCCUUUAAUUUUCCAUCUGAGGUGCCCUCCAAGGCAAAAGUAGUUUGGGAAAAGUUCUCGAACCAACCCAAGUUUGAAAGAGAUUUGUUCUACCACGGCACGUUUCGGGAUGACUUUCUGUGGGGUGUGUCCUCUUCAGCCUAUCAGAUUGAGGGAGCUUGGGACACCCAUGGGAAAGGCCCUAGCAUUUGGGAUAACUUCACCCACACCCCAGGGAGCAAUGUGAAAGGCAACGCCACUGGAGACAUAGCCUGUGACAGCUACAAUCAACUGGAGGCCGAUCUGAACAUGCUGCGAGCUUUGAAGGUGAAGGCCUAUCGCUUUUCCAUCUCUUGGUCUCGGAUUUUUCCAACUGGGAGAAACAGUUCGAUCAACAGUCAUGGUGUUGAUUAUUACAACAGGCUGAUCAAUGGCUUGAUAGCAAGCAACAUCUCUCCCCUGGUGACACUUUUCCACUGGGACCUGCCGCAAGCCCUCCAGGAUAUCGGAGGCUGGGAUAACCCUGCCAUGAUUGAGUUGUUUGACAGCUAUGCGGAUUUCUGUUUCCAGACCUUUGGUGACAGAGUUAAGUUCUGGAUGACUUUUAAUGAGCCCACAUUCCAGGCCUGGUUGGGUUAUGGCUCAGGGGAUUUCCCUCCACAGGUGAAGGACCCAGGCUGGGGACCUUACAGGAUUGGCCAUGCUAUCCUCAAAGCUCAUGCCAGAGUCUAUCACACUUACGACGAGAAGUAUAGACAGAAGCAGAAGGGAGUGAUUUCAAUAAGCCUCAGUGCACACUGGGCAGAACCCAAAUCGCCAGGGGUCCUGAGAGACGUGGAAGCAGCUGACAGAGUGCUGCAGUUCUCCUUGGGCUGGUUUGCCCACCCCAUCUUCAGAAAUGGAGAUUAUCCCGAUGCCAUGAAGUGGAAAGUGGGGAACAGGAGUGAACUACAGCACCUGGCCGCUUCCCGCCUGCCGAGCUUCACCGAGGAAGAGAAAAGAUUGAUUAGGGGCACAGCAGAUGUCUUCUGUCUCAACACAUACUAUUCCAGGCUCGUGCAGCAUAAAACACCCAGACUAAACCCACCUUCCUAUGAGGAUGACCAGGAGGCAACCGAGGAGGAAGACCCCUCGUGGCCUUCUACCGCCAUUUACAGGGCUGUGCCCUGGGGGCUGCGAAGACUGCUGAACUGGCUCAAAGAAGAGUACGGUGACCUCCCCAUUUACAUCACCGAAAAUGGGAUGGGGCUAACCAAUCCCAAAGUGGAGGAUACCAACAGGAUAUUUUACCACAAAACCUACAUCAAUGAAGCUUUGAAAGCCUACAGGCUUGAUGGUGUAAACCUUCGAGGAUAUGUGGCAUGGUCUCUGAUGGACAACUUUGAAUGGCUGAAUGGUUACACAGUCAAGUUUGGACUGUAUCACGUUGAUUUCAAUGAGUUAACUAGGCCCCGAACAGCAAGAGCCUCCUCCAGCUACUACACAGAGGUCAUUACCAACAAUGGCAUGCCACUGCCCAAGGAAGACGAAUUUCUCUAUGGACAGUUUCCCGAUGGCUUCCUCUGGAGUGCGGCUUCCGCUGCAUAUCAGAUUGAAGGUGCGUGGAGAGAAGAUGGCAAAGGACUCAGUAUUUGGGACACGUUUUCUCACACCCCCUUGAAAGUGGGGAACGAUGACACUGGAGAUGUGGCCUGUGACAGUUACCACAAGAUUGCUGAGGACCUGACAGCCCUGCAGAACCUGGGUGUGUCCCACUACCGCUUUUCCAUCUCCUGGUCCCGUGUCCUCCCGGAUGGAACCACCAAGUACAUCAACACAGCAGGCCUGGCCUAUUAUGUGCGGCUCAUAGACGCGCUGCUGGCUGCCAACAUCAAGCCCCAGGUGACUAUUUACCACUGGGACCUGCCCCAGGCACUGCAAGAUGUCGGUGGCUGGGAGAACGAGACCAUUGUCCAGAGGUUCAGAGACUAUGCAAAUGUGCUCUUUGAACGGCUGGGAGACAAGGUGAAGUUUUGGAUCACGCUGAAUGAACCCUUUGUGGUUGCUAACCAGGGCUAUGGCUAUGGGACUGCAGCUCCAGGGAUCUCCUUUAGGCCUGGUACUGCCCCCUACAUUGUCGGCCACAACCUAAUAAAGGCUCAUGCUGAGGCCUGGCAUCUAUAUAACGACAUGUAUCGUGCCAAGCAAGGGGGAAUCAUUUCCAUCACCAUCAAUAGUGACUGGGCUGAACCCAGGAACCCCUCCAACCAAGAGGAUGUGGAAGCAGCUAGGAGAUACAUUCAGUUUAUGGGAGGCUGGUUUGCACAUCCAAUCUUCAAGAACGGAGAUUACAAUGAGGUGAUGAAGACACGAAUUCACGACAGGAGCUUGGCAGCUGGCCUCAGCAAGUCUCGGCUCCCGGAAUUUACGGAGACGGAGAAGAGGAGGAUCAACGGCACCUAUGACUUCUUUGGGUUUAAUCACUACACCACUGUCCAGGCCUACAACCUCAACUAUGGUCCUUGGAUCUCCUCCUUUGAUGCGGACAGGGGAGUCGCUUCCAUCACAGAUUGGUCUUGGCCAGACUCUGGCUCCUUCUGGCUCAAGAUGACACCUUUUGGCUUCAGGAGGAUCCUGAACUGGAUCAAGGAGGAGUACAACAACCCACCAAUUUAUAUAACAGAGAACGGUGUGUCCCAGCGAGAUGCGGACCUCAAUGACACAGCGAGAAUCCACUACCUCCGCACUUACAUCAACGAGGCCCUCAAAGCUGUGCAGGAUAAGGUGGAUAUCAGAGGAUACACGGCUUGGAGUGUGAUGGACAACUUCGAGUGGGCCACAGGCUUUGCUGAAAGGUUUGGGCUGCACUUUGUGAACUACACUGACCCUUCUCUGCCAAGGAUCCCCAAAGAGUCAGCCAAGUUCUAUGCCUCCCUAACUCGAUGCAAUGGUUUCCCGGACCCAGCUGCAGGGCCUCACCCUUGUCUCCAAUCAGAAGGUGCAGUUCCCACCGUCAGUCCUGUGGGAGAGGUGAAUGUUUGGUUCCUGGGGCUAGCACUAGCUACAGUCGAAGCACAGACCGCUUUGUACGUACUCUUUGUUCUUCUGCUUCUUGGAGUCGGUACCAUAAUAUUUCUUUCAUACAAAUACUGCAAGCGCUCCAAGCAAGAGAACACACAGGCAAGCCAGCAAGAAUUGAGUCAUUUCUCCUCAUUCUGACCCGCCUCCACAAGCUCGAUGAAGUGGGCUGCCCACAAAAUCCUUAGAAUCUUAGUUGCCCACACGCAAUUUUGUAAAAGUCUUCUAUGUUGUUAGAGACUACUUGGAUCUUAAAGGAUUCCGAGUCCCUGAUUAUAAGAUAUGCAUGCAUCUCAUCCCUGUUGGGAUGAAUAGCCUUCUGGGGGGGUUCUUGUGAGUGAAAAUGUAAAGAUACUAGUCCAGUGGUUCUGCGAGUCACUUAACUGGGUUGAGUUGCUGGGGAUUACCGAGUCUUUAAAGGUAAAGACCAAAGCAGUUUUAAGUAAGAAAUCCCCUCCAAGAUCAAUGUCAUCUCCUGACAGAACUUUUUGCGCCGUUUCUCAGAAAAUAAAGAUGGUCAUGUGAACCACGUGGUGUCUCCAAAGACUGUCGUGAGAAACUAGACAUAAGGGAAGUUAUGAAGUCACACAGGCCUUUAGGGCGCGUACUUAGCUCUCCCAUUAGACCAAAGCAUUCUGCUUUAUAUUUCUCGGGGUGGAGGUUGCUAAUUUCAAGGUCAGAAGUUCAACUCCAUCAGCCACACCACAGGAGAAAGACCUGG